Capsella rubella is the source of this 1393-nucleotide messenger RNA. RefSeq names its product protein LIFEGUARD 4. The record is from RefSeq and is a predicted model, not a curated record. Gene Ontology annotation, cellular component: membrane. The coding region runs from base 510 to 1253 and encodes 247 amino acids. Lineage: Eukaryota; Viridiplantae; Streptophyta; Magnoliopsida; Brassicales; Brassicaceae. The transcript is spliced from 4 exons.
UUAUUGCCAAAGUUCUUUUUUUUUUUGGUUUAUACUAGAUACGUAGUACGUACGGAGGAUAAAUCAUAAUUUUGUUCUUGUGGGUAAACCAAGAAGUGAAAAGCGCUACACAUACCGAAAGGACCUUUGGAACCGUCUAGAGACUUUUUAUUAGAGCAGCAUUAUUCACACGGUUAAUAACGUCUCAUCUUCGCUAUGCCACGUGUCGAAACCUGGUGCCUUCAAGAACGUUCUCCUUUACUCUUCUCUUAACUGCUUUUUAUAACAAGAUCCUAAUUUUUUCUCCAACCCUCCAAAUCUCAAAUUUGCUACUGUAAAAUCUUUACCCGAUCAAACCAAACAAAACAAACACAACUUUCUCCGCCGGAGAAAAAAUAUUGUAAAUUCGUCGGUCGUCUCCGUCUCCAGUUCGUUCGUAUAGUACCUUUGAGGAUUCGAAUAUUCCCGCGUGUUUUUCCCCAUUCCUUUGAUCAGAAUCCAUUAAUUGUUUCCCUCUACAGUUUCCUAGAAUGUAUAAGUGGAAUCUUCCGUACCGGAAAGAUGACGUGGAGACCGGCGCUGGUGGCGGUGAGAGCACUCUGUAUCCGACGAUGCUCGAGAGCCCCCAACUCCGAUGGGGUUUCAUCCGUAAGGUAUAUUCCAUAAUCGCUUUCCAGCUUUUAGCAACCAUCGCCGUCGCCGCCACCGUUGUCUUCGUCCGUCCUAUUGCCGUCUUUUUCGCAACCACUACUGCCGGUCUUGUUCUCUGGAUUGUCCUUAUCAUCACGCCUCUUUUAGUGAUGUGCCCUCUGUACUAUUACCACCAGAAACAUCCGGUGAAUUACUUGCUUCUAGGGAUUUUCACGGUGGCUUUGGCUUUCGCUGUGGGGUUAACGUGUGCUUUCACCAGUGGAAAAGUGAUUCUUGAGGCAGCGAUAUUAACGACAGUAGUGGUGCUUUCCUUAACAUUCUACACCUUCUGGGCGGCGAAGAAAGGAUAUGAUUUCAAUUUCCUCGGUCCAUUCUUAUUUGGUGCUCUCAUUGUUCUCAUGGUCUUUGCCCUUAUUCAGAUAUUCUUCCCGUUGGGUCGGAUCUCAGUGAUGAUCUAUGGUUGUUUGGCUGCGAUAAUAUUCUGUGGGUACAUAGUUUAUGAUACAGACAACCUCAUCAAACGUUACAGUUACGAUGAGUACAUCUGGGCAGCAGUUUCGCUCUACUUGGAUAUAAUCAACCUCUUCUUGGCUCUCCUUACCAUUUUCAGAGCUGCCGAAUGAAGCGUAUUUAUUCCUUGUUUUAAGUAUGGAUGUUAUUAUCAUGUGCUUUUUCAAAUCUUUGAUAUUCUCAUGUACACAGUAUAACGUGGCAAUGUAACCUGUUUUAGUAACUAUGAGUAGUAUUGACUUGAAGACCAGAA